Molecule: messenger RNA, 2544 nt
Organism: Haemorhous mexicanus (house finch)
Lineage: Eukaryota; Metazoa; Chordata; Aves; Passeriformes; Fringillidae
Gene: DDX20
Product: DEAD-box helicase 20
Exons: 11
Coding region: 24-2357 (777 amino acids)
Biological process (GO): spliceosomal snRNP assembly
Cellular component (GO): SMN complex
Molecular function (GO): RNA helicase activity; RNA binding; ATP binding
Source: RefSeq, a predicted model, not a curated record
ACUUCCCCGCCCGCCCCGCCAAGAUGGCGGCGCCCAUGGAGGCGGCGGGCAGGUUCCGCACCCGGGAUGUGCUGCUGCCCGGCGGCCCCUCCGACUUCGGCUCUCUCCUGCUGUCGCCGCCGGUGCUGGCGGGGCUGGAGGCGGCCGGCUUCCAUCGGCCCUCGCCGGUGCAGCUGAAGGCCAUCCCGCUGGGGCGCUGCGGGCUGGAUCUCAUCGUGCAGGCCAAGUCUGGCACCGGCAAGACCUGCGUGUUCGCCACCAUCGCCCUGGACGCCGUGCUGCUGGAGAGCCCCGCCACGCAGAUCCUGAUCCUGGCUCCCACGAGGGAGAUCGCUGUGCAGAUCCACGCCGUGAUCACGACGAUUGGCAUGAAAAUGGAAGGCUUGGAAUGCCACGUGUUCAUUGGGGGCACUCCUCUGAGCCAGGACAGAAGCAGGCUGAAGAAGUGUCACAUCGCUGUGGGCUCCCCAGGGCGGAUCAAGCAGCUGAUCGAGCUGGACUACCUGAGCACGGCCAGCGUCCGGCUCCUGGUGCUGGACGAGGCAGACAAGCUGCUGGAGGAGGGCAGCUUCCAGGAGCAGGUCAACUGGAUCUACUCCUGCCUGCCUGUCAAUAAGCAGAUGCUGGCAGUCUCAGCCACCUACCCCGAGUCCUUGGCUGCUGCUCUCACCAGGUACAUGAGGGAGCCCACGUUUGUCAGGCUGAACCCCACGGACCCAGCCCUUCUUGGGCUGAAGCAGUACUACAAAAUCGUGAAUUCCCAUCCCCUCCCACAUAAAACCUUUGAGGAAAAAACCCAGCACCUGCAGGAGUUGUUCAGCAAGAUUCCUUUCAACCAAGCCUUGGUCUUCUCAAAUUUGCACAGCAGGGCUCAACAUCUGGCUGAAAUACUGACAUCCAGAGGCUUCCCUGCUGAGUGCAUUUCAGGCAACAUGAAUCAAAGUCAGCGACUUGAUGCCAUGGCUAAAUUAAAGCAAUUCCACUGCAGAGUUCUGAUUUCCACAGACUUGACAUCUCGUGGAAUUGAUGCUGAGAAGGUGAACCUGGUCAUCAACCUGGACGUGCCCCUGGACUGGGAGACCUACAUGCACCGCAUCGGCCGCGCCGGGCGCUUCGGCACCUUGGGGCUGGCUGUGACCUACUGCUGCCGUGGGGAGGAGGAGAACACCAUGAUGAAAAUUGCUCAGAAGUGCAACCUGCAGCUUCUUCCUCUGCCAGAGCCAAUUCCCCCUGGAAUGAUGGAGCAGUUUGAGGAUGGGCAGGUGGAAGUUAAACCUGCAAUACCCACGGGUCCUGUGGUGAACUGUGACACUGUGUGUCCUAAAGCAGAGCAACCAGUGCUGCAGCCUGUCCAGAAUGGCUUUCCAGACAUACCUCAGCCUCCCUCUAAUCUUCCAAGGGAUAAUUCUUCUGUAGAAAGGCCAAAAAAGACUCCGAAGCCAAAACAGAUUAAAAAGUGCACAAAUCCUGCAAAUGUAGAGAAAAAUAGAACCCCCCAAACUUCCAGCUGUCGCACAGAACAGAGGAACCAAGUCAAACCCAUCUCCAGGAGGGAUGCACAGCACAGCACUCAGGCUCCAGAUGAGGAGGCCUUAAAAAAAAAUCUUCCCAAAAUUCCAUGCUUGUCUUCUUUCAAAACCCAACUCACCAAUCCCUGGAGCUUCUCAGAUUUUGUUGAAGAUUAUGAUUAUUUCAUUAAAGAAGGGUCAGAGAGAGAGGUGGAGAUUUUAAGAAGUUACUCAGGCCCAGGAGAGCAGCGUGGGCUGCCCAGAAAUGGGGAUGUGGAGUGGGAAGAGAUGGAGCAUCACCCAGAGACAGCAGCAGAGGAGGUGUCUGCUGACAGCGAUGGCUCAGGGAGCUCCAGGGGUUCCUUUGACACCAGGGCCAACAAUGGCUCAGGGAGCUCCAGGGGUUCCUUUGACACCAGGGCCAACAACUCCUGCUCUGAGGCCUUUUCAGACACCCAGGAGCCAAGCCCUGUGUCCCCAGCACACUGGGACCCCCCAGGUUUCUGUCCCACACCAGAGAAGCCUUGGGAGCCAUCCCAUGGUCCCAGGAAGAAGGAAGUGACAAAGAAAGUCCCAAAACAAAAUGCUAAACCCAGGAAAAGCCACGGGCAUCAAUUCUGCAGUCCUGCCACGAGCAGAGCUGAGGAGGAGCAGAGCUGCAGCUCCUGGGGUGAUGCUGCACACGAGGGCUGGAGCCCUGAGCACUACUGGAGAUGUUACUACGAGGCCUGGCAGAGCUACUGCUCAGCAGUGUCCCACUACAGCAGGAGUUACUGGCACCUGAGCUGCCUCAGUGCCUACCACACCAACUCAGUCUAUCUCCAGGAGCUGCUGAGAGAUGGGGACUGAUGUCUGCUGCUGGCUGGGACCAGGGCUGGACAGGGCUGUGACAGCAGGGCUGCUCUGAAGGACCCUGCCAAGAGACAGAUGUUUGAGAUGGAGAAAAUGGUGUCUUUUUAUAAGCAGCUGUGUCUGGUAAAUGUUUUACACAGGUCCAGUGAUGGUGUUACAGUUUGUUAAUAAAAGGAAAAGAAAG